AUGGAUGAAGCUAAAGGUAAGGAUCCUUCUCCGCUCCUAGCAUUGUGCCCAGAAUCUCGGGUUGAAAUUUCUAGCCGAAAUUUUGGAUCGUCUGAUUCCGACGAGGAUUUGCGGGAGAACGACGAUGUCGUGAUCCCGGAGGGCAACGACGCCGAUGAGGACGAUCCGGAGGAAGAUCUGAAUUCGCCUUCUACCUCGUCGCUCGCCGUGGUUUCUGCUGUUUCGACGGCGACCGCGGUGAUUUCUGGUGCGGAGGCGAUGGCUUCCCCGACUGCAGCCGUCACCGUUGCCCUCCCGGCCGGAUCCGCCGUCGCCGUGGCAGCGAUUCCUGUAGAUUCCGAUCAGAAGUGGCAUCAUAUGACGGAGAUCGUUCAGCAGAGAGCCGCGCUAGACGACUCGAGACGGCUUUUCCAGAGGCUAUGGACUGACGAGGACGAGAUCGAGCUCCUCCGUGGGUUCCUGGAGUAUAUGACGACGCACCGUGGGAGCAGCUCUCAUCCGCCGGACACGGCUCCGUUUUACGAGCAGAUAAAGUCAAAGCUUCAGCUUGAUUUCAACAAGAACCAGUUGGUUGAGAAGCUCCGGCGACUGAAGAAGAAGUACCGGAAUGUGAUGAGCAAGAUCAAUUCCGGCAAAGAGGUAUUUUUCAAAAGCCCUCAUGAUCAAGCUACUUUUGAGAUUUCUAAGAAGAUCUGGAGCCAUACGGGGAAAAUCAUAGGGUUUGAAGAUAACAACGUCCUCGAUUUCGAAGAAACAAAUAACCACCACCUUCAACACCAACACCAUGUAAAUACCACCAAUGGUAACUCAACCUUUAACAACCCUAGUGCUAAUCUUAACAUGGAGAUUGAUGCCGAGAAUGGUUUUGAAAAGAAAGCGACGAUGAGUAACAGUAGUGGGUCAAGGAAACGAUCACGAUCAAGAAUUGGGAAAAUGGAGGAAGACAAACCCAUUACUCCAUGUGAUGGGCAUGUACCAAAUGCUGCCAGCAAUAUCAACCUCAAUGAGAAUGUGACUGGAGCUGGAGGGAAUCUAGCAGGGUUGAUAGAAGAGACUGUGAAAAACUGCGUCUCGCCCAUAAUCAAGGAGAUGAUGAAUGGGACAACGGCCAUGAUGAUGGCCGCGGUGGGAGGGCUCCCUGGGGCGGGCGGUCAUGGCUUAGGCACAUUAAGCUUAAGCCCUAUCACAAUGCCACCGCUGAAUUUGGGGAUUGGUGGGGGUGGAGGUAAGGGGAUAAUGGACGAGCGGUGGAGGAGACAGCAGAUGUUGGAGUUGGAAGUGUACUCGAGGCGAUUAGAACUGGUGCAGGAGCAGAUUCGAGUCGCAUUGCACGAGUUAAGGACAAUGCCCAGCAGCGGAGGAGGCGGAUGAUGAUGAUGAUGAACAAGAAGAAGGAAGGAGGUGAUGAUUUGUGUUGAUAUCUAAGUUAUUAGUCUCACAAAGUCGUAAUCUUUCGAGUUCUAAUGGCAUAUACUAUGGAAUUGAGAUGGUAGAAGUUUGUGUAUAACCUUUUGUUGUUAGAUUGUAGUUUUGUAGAAUGUCAUUUGUCCGAUAACAAAAAAAAAAAACACUUUCAGACAUGAACAUUAUUAAUAAAUCUAGCCAUACUUGUAAUAAUCAUUUUCUUUCGCU
Messenger RNA from Tarenaya hassleriana, 1632 nucleotides. RefSeq names its product probable transcription factor At3g04930. Bases 1 to 1371 code for a protein of 456 amino acids. Gene Ontology annotation, biological process: regulation of DNA-templated transcription. The record is from RefSeq and is a predicted model, not a curated record. NCBI's taxonomy places the organism in Eukaryota, Viridiplantae, Streptophyta, Magnoliopsida, Brassicales, Cleomaceae. Gene Ontology annotation, cellular component: nucleus. The transcript has 2 exons.